GGUUCUCGUAGUCACUAAAUUUGCUUAGUUGUCAUCAUCCAUUUCUCCUUUGUUUUCUUUUAACCAAGUAAAAUUUCUUAAAACCAAACCUUCUUCCAAGACACCCAGAAGGGAAAAAAAAAAAAAAAUGCAGCUGACCAGCUGUUAAAUGGAAUUUCCUCCUCUCCUUCAUUGAGAAUUGCUAAGCUUUAAUGAAGACUAAGAAGAAGAAACCAACUUAUUUCCCACGUCUUUUAUCUCUGUUUUACUACUAGUACUCUACACCUCCAUUAAACCAUUCACACUAGUGCCUCUUCAUCACGAGAUACCUGAAACAAACUAGUAUCCGUCUCAUCAUCACGGAAAAAGUUUCAGGCCUCACCAACAUUUCCACCCCUUUUUAAAACCCUCAAAAGCAAAGUGUCAUUUCUUCAUCCAUCAACCAAUCAAUCAAUCAUUCAAUCAUCAUAAUCAGAGCUGAUCAAAAUUUAAAAAAACAAAUCAUCAUAAUCAGAAAUGAAGAAAUUAUAUCCCUUAAUCACUGUUUCAUUACUCUAUCUUUCCAUUACAGUUUCAGUAACAAAAGCAAUGUUAGAUCCAGUAGAUUUCUUAGCAUUACAAGCAAUUCGAAAAUCUUUAAAUGAUUUACCAGGUUCUAAUUUCUUCUCAUCAUGGGAUUUCACUUCUGAUCCGUGUAACUUCAAUGGCGUUUAUUGUGUUUCUGAUAGAGUGAUCGCGUUAAACCUUGGUGAUCCUACGGCUGGUUCACCCGGUUUAACUGGUCAUAUACAUCCAUAUAUUGGUAAAUUAUCUUCUCUGAUUGAGCUCUCCAUCGUCCCCGGUCGGAUCAUAGGUACACUUCCAGAUACUCUUAAUCAGCUGAAGAAUUUAAGAUUUCUCGCUAUCAGUAAAAACUUCAUUUCCGGUGAUCUUCAUUAUUCUAUCACAGAACUCAAGAAUUUAAGAACUAUUGAUUUGAGUUAUAAUCAAUUAACGGGUUCGAUUCCGAGACGAAUCGGUACGUUCCGGUCACUGAAUAAUCUUAUACUCUGUCAUAAUCAUCUCUCCGGUUCGGUUCCACCGUUUUUUACACAAUCACUGACUCGGGUAGAUCUUAAACAUAAUAAGUUAACUGGUUAUUUGCUCCGGUGGUCAUUUCCUACUACAUUACAGUAUCUUUCUUUAUCCAGCAAUCGUUUGACGGGACCGGUUGACCGGUUGUUAACUCGUUUGAACCGGUUGAAUUAUCUUGACUUGAGUAUGAAUCAGUUUACGGGAAGAAUUCCGGCGAAUUUGUUUACAUUUCCGAUUUCUGAUCUUCAGUUACAAAGGAACAUGUUUACCGGCAAUCUACAACCGUUGAAUCAAGUGAUGAUUGGAACCAUUGAUGUCAGUCAUAAUAAGUUCUACGGUGAGAUUCCGCCGUUGUUUUCAUCGGUACAGAAGUUGUAUAUGAACCACAAUAAGUUUACAGGGAAAGUUCCAGAGAGCAUGGUGGCGAAUUUAAUGAGCGCAAAUAUACAGAUAUUGUAUUUGCAGCAUAAUUAUUUGAGUGGGAUUCAGAUCAAUCCAAUGGCUGAGAUUCCACUGAGUAGUUCAGUAUGUUUGCAGUAUAAUUGUAUGGUACCACCUACACAUACCACCUGUCCGGUUAGUGCUGGAACGGAGAGCACAAGACCGGCUGCUCAGUGCGGAAAUGGAUGGAAAGGCAAGCAAAAUUGACAGUGUUUGUUGUGAAAAAGGGGUAAAUGGGAAGAGAAAAUAAAUAGGAUUAUAUAUAUAUAUGUGUUAAUCAUAAUUGUUAUAUUUUUGGGGGCUCGUAAGAUAAGAUUAUAUUAAUAAAAAUUUGUAUGUAGAAACUUAAAUGUAUAAAAUGGGAAAAUAAUUUAAUAUUUGGAUUAUUUAGUUUUGA
Messenger RNA from Papaver somniferum (opium poppy), 1891 nucleotides. Its product is annotated as probable leucine-rich repeat receptor-like protein kinase At1g35710. Lineage: Eukaryota; Viridiplantae; Streptophyta; Magnoliopsida; Ranunculales; Papaveraceae. The record is from RefSeq and is a predicted model, not a curated record. Bases 496 to 1701 code for a protein of 401 amino acids. The transcript has a single exon. Gene Ontology annotation, molecular function: protein binding.